AUGAUAUUUAUUGGUGUUUUGAUCAUUAACAUUUUAUCCUUUGAUUUGGUCAAAUGUGCUAUAAAUUGGAAUGGGAAUAAUUGGGCACAUAAUUGUGAUUUUAGAGAAAAUGAUCUUUCGAAUGCACGAGUUCCUCCAGAACAAUGUGGUGGAAAGUGUGCUGCGACUCCUGGGUGUACUCAUUUUACUUGGACAAACUAUUAUGGUGGUACCUGUUGGAUGAAAAAAGGCUCAGUUUCGAAAAGUGAUGCAUAUGAAAGGCAUGGUCAAAAGAGGGUUUGUGGCGUACAACCUAACUCGGUGGAGCCAAUAGCGCCUCCCUCUCCCAGCACAAGUAAACGGGGUAUCGCAUGGCCAAUGGAAAACAAACAAGAUUCACCUAACGUAUUUUCUGGUGGAAAAAUCUCCUGGAUUUAUAAUUGGUCACCUUACAAAAACAACGUUGCUGGAAUGGAAUUUGUUCCUAUGUUAUGGAGCACAAAUAGAGGUCACGAUGGAAAUAAAUUCUUGAGUCAGGCGAAAGGUGCACGUGUUGUACUCGGUUUCAAUGAACCCGAACGUGGCGAACAAGCAAAUAUGGAUCCGGCUUGGGCAGCACGCGCUUGGAAACAAUAUAUUGAACCUUUGAGAGCUCAUGGCGCUCGAUUGGGUUCACCGGCGAUAGCAUCUACGAACGAAGGUUUGAAUUGGAUGCAACAAUUUUUGAAUGAAUUAAAUAAAGUCGGUGGACGAAUCGAUUUUCUCGCUUUGCACUGGUAUGGUCGAGGCUCGGAUAAUUUCAUCAAUUGGAUUACUGCGGUUCGUCAACGUUUUGGUAAUAGAUAUCCUGUUUGGGUUACAGAAUUCGGGUGCACAUCUUGGAAUCCAAGUCAACCGGUUUCACAACAUGAAGUAAAUGAGUUCAUGAGGCAGAGUAUUGCGAAACUCGACUCAUUGAGUUGGGUCGAACGAUAUGCUUGGUUCGGUGCACAGCGUCAUUUAGAUGCAGCACUUGGUUCGACCAAUUGUUUGAUUGGAUCCAAUGGGCAACUAUCUAAAUUAGGUAGAAAAUAUGUACAUGAACUUUAA
Molecule: messenger RNA, 1068 nt
Organism: Adineta steineri
Lineage: Eukaryota; Metazoa; Rotifera; Eurotatoria; Adinetida; Adinetidae
Source: the annotation of a GenBank genome assembly